AUGGAAGCAGGGAGGGGGAUCCUGAAAGAGGGCUUUCUAGUUAAAAAGGGUCACGUUGUCCCCAAUUGGAAAGCAAGGUGGUUUGUUCUUCUCCAGGACAGGCUGCUCUAUUAUAAAGUGGUGGGAGGAAAGCAGGAGUCUUCUCCCAAAGGAAAGAUUUUUCUGGAUGGCUGUACAAUUACGUGCCCGUGUUUGGAUUAUGAGAAUAGGCCGUUAGUUAUUAAGCUAAGGACAAAAACCAACACAGACUAUUUCCUUGACUGUUGCUCUCGAGAAGAGCGUGACAUUUGGGCUUUGGAUAUCACGGGUGCUAUUCAUGCUGGCAAUCCAGUGCAAGUUCAGCAACUUCAUCUCAUGAGAAACUCCUUCAAACUUCCUACAAAUAUCAGUUUGAAUCAUAUUGUGGACAAAAUGUAUGACAACAGCAGCGGAAUCAGACAAGGCAGUUUGUAUAAAGAAAGCUUUACAGGCUCCAUACUGGUGGAUUGGUUGAUUUCCAGUAGCUUUGCAGCUUCCCGGCUUGAAGCAGUCACACUGGCCUCUGUGCUGAUGGAUGAAAAUUUUAUUAAACCUGUGGGAGUUCGCAGCACUGAAGCCAUAAGGAAUGGAGAUUUGACUGAGCAAUUUUUGGAUGACUCUACUGCCUUGUAUGCAUUUGCUGAAAGCUAUAAGAAAAAAAUUAAUACUAAAGAACAGCUCAAUAUUAACAUACUUGAACUGAGUGGCACAAUUUUAAAGCAAGGCUUUUUGAUAAAACAGGGGCACAAGAGGAAGAACUGGAAAGUCAGGCGCUUUGUCCUGAGGUCUGAUCCUGCUUUCUUACAUUAUUAUGACCCCACAAAGGAAGAUAACAAACCAGUUGGGGGAUUUUCUCUCCGUGGUUGUCUUAUUUCAGCACUGGAAGACAAUGGAGUCCCUACAGGAGUGAAAGGAAAUGUGCAGGGCAACCUCUUCAAAAUCAUCACAAAGAAUGACAUUCACUACUACAUACAGGCUAGUUCCAAGGCGGAAAGAGCUAAUUGGAUUGAGGCAAUCAAGCCACUAACAUAG
Molecule: messenger RNA, 1050 nt
Organism: Thamnophis elegans (Western terrestrial garter snake)
Lineage: Eukaryota; Metazoa; Chordata; Lepidosauria; Squamata; Natricidae
Gene: PLEK2
Product: pleckstrin 2
Exons: 9
Coding region: 1-1050 (349 amino acids)
Biological process (GO): intracellular signal transduction; actin cytoskeleton organization
Cellular component (GO): plasma membrane
Source: RefSeq, a predicted model, not a curated record